Messenger RNA from Ustilago hordei, 1515 nucleotides. Its product is annotated as putative UDP-galactopyranose mutase. The record is from RefSeq and is a predicted model, not a curated record. The coding region runs from base 1 to 1515 and encodes 504 amino acids. Gene Ontology annotation, molecular function: oxidoreductase activity. The transcript is spliced from 2 exons. Lineage: Eukaryota; Fungi; Basidiomycota; Ustilaginomycetes; Ustilaginales; Ustilaginaceae.
AUGUCUACCACAGAAGUAGAGACCCUCGUCAUUGGUGCCGGCCCCACCGGUCUUGGUGCUGCCAAGCGCCUCAACCAACUCAACCACGGCCCAUGGCUCCUCGUCGACGCCGGCAAGGAGGCUGGUGGUCUCGCUUCCACCGACACCACCGACCAGGGCUUCCUUUUCGAUGUUGGAGGACACGUCAUCUUCUCCCACUACCAGUACUUUGACGACAUGAUCGCAGAGGCGCUUCCCAACAAGGAGGACUGGUUCGAGCACCAGCGUGUCUCGUACGUCCGAUCCAAGAACGUCUGGGUGCCUUACCCUUACCAGAACAACAUCUCCGUUCUCCCCGUCCAGGAGCAGGUCAAGUGCAUCGAAGGAAUGAUCGACGCUGCCGAGGAGCGUGCUCGUGCCAAGGAUGCUCCUACCACGUUUGACGAGUGGAUCAUGCGUAUGAUGGGUCAGGGUCUUGCCGAUCUCUUCAUGCGUCCGUACAACUUCAAGGUUUGGGCUGUGCCUACAACCAUGAUGCAGUGCAAGUGGCUUGGUGAGCGUGUUGCUGCUCCUUCGCUCAAGCUCGUCGUUUCCAACACCUUGAACAAGAAGGUUGCUGGCAACUGGGGUCCCAACGCUACCUUCAAGUUCCCUGCGCGUGACGGUACGGGUGGUAUCUGGAAGGCUGUUGCCCGCACUUUGCCCCAGGAGAAGCUCCUCUUCAACAAGCGUGUCAAGUCGGUUGAUGCUGUUGGCCACACUGUUGAGCUCGAUGAUGGCUCGAGCAUCAAGUACAAGCACCUGAUCAGCACCAUGCAGCUCGACUUUCUUAUCGACAACGUCAAACUGCCUGCCGAGGAGAAGCACGCUCAGCUCAAAGCUGCUGUCAAGGAGGGUCUUGUUUCGUCUUCGACUCACGUGAUCGGUAUCGGUAUCCGAGGUUCGCUUCCUCCUCGUAUCGGCGACAAGUGCUGGCUCUACUUCCCCGAGGAUGACUGCCCCUUCUACCGUGCAACGAUCUUCUCCAACUACUCGCCCUACAACUGUCCUCAGGCCGAUGUCAAGCUGCCCACGUUGCAGUAUGCUGACCCAUCCAAGGGUACUCCAUCCAAGGAUGCAAACGAGGGGCCUUACUGGUCGCUCAUGAUGGAAGUCUCCGAGUCGCACCUCAAACCGGUCAACGGACAGACUAUUUUGGCUGAGACGAUCCAGGGAUGCAUCAACACCAACCUGAUCAACGCUGAUGACGAGAUUGUUUCGACAUACCACCGAAAGUUUACUUUCGGAUACCCAACUCCUUCGCUUGGACGUGACGCUGCUCUUGCUACAUUGCUUCCGGCGUUGGACAAGUAUGACAUUUACAGCCGUGGUCGAUUCGGUUCGUGGAAGUACGAGGUUGGAAACCAGGAUCACUCAUCCGCGCUGGGAUGGGAGGCUGUCAACCGUGCUUUGCUCGGUACGCCCGAGUUGACUUUGCUCAACCCUGAUUGGGUCAAUGGUCGUCGUAACCAUGAACUUCGUCUCACUUCCAAGUAG